Scaptodrosophila lebanonensis is the source of this 3221-nucleotide messenger RNA. RefSeq names its product DNA mismatch repair protein spellchecker 1 (gene spel1). Lineage: Eukaryota; Metazoa; Arthropoda; Insecta; Diptera; Drosophilidae. The transcript has 3 exons. Bases 82 to 2844 code for a protein of 920 amino acids. Gene Ontology annotation, cellular component: nucleus; MutSalpha complex. The record is from RefSeq and is a predicted model, not a curated record. Gene Ontology annotation, molecular function: ATP binding; ATP-dependent DNA damage sensor activity; mismatched DNA binding. Gene Ontology annotation, biological process: mismatch repair; mitotic recombination.
AUCGGCUAUCGCUUCACAUUAAUAUAGCGCGAAAAUUUACAAUUUGUAAGCACGGAUAAAGUUAACAAACAAAGAAGAGAAAUGGAAGUUUCACAGACAGUAAGCAGACAAGAGCCUGUCCUUCAUUUGGACACGAACGCUCGUCGCAAUUUCAUCAAAUUUUAUACAAAGUUGGGCGAGAAACCCAGUACCACGGUACGUUUUUUUGAUCGCACAGACUGUUACACAGUGCAUGGCAGCGAUGAUUGCGAGCUGGUGGCGAAGAUCGUCUAUAAAUCCACUGCCUUUGUGCACGAUCUGCUGCCCGAUGAUAAGCAGCAAUCGUUACAGUUUGUAGCACUAUCCAAGUCCAACUUUGAGUUGGCUGUCCGCGAGCUGUUGUUGGUGCGUAAUUUACGUGUGGAGGUCUAUGUGCGUCACAAUGAUUGGGAGCUGGAAUAUCGAGGAUCGCCAGGAAAUUUGCUGCAGUUCGAGGACAUUCUGUUUGCCAACAGGGAAGUGUUGGUCGGCAACAGUAUAAUGUCGCUGCAGGUGAAGCUGGGAAACGGAGCGCAGCGUUCAGUGGGCGUGACUGCUGUGGAGCAAAACGAUUGCACUUUUCAGAUGCUUGAAUUCAUAGACGAUGACUUCUUCACCGAACUGGAGGCCACAGUGGUGUUGCUGGGCCCCAAGGAGUGUCUGCUGCCCUCAGCCGAUGGUGAAUAUUUGGCCGUGAAGACUCUUUUAGAACGCAAUGGCGUUAUGGUCACUGUGCCCAAGAAAGGCAGUGCUGCUGAGCGCAAGGAUCUGGUGCAGGACUUAAAUAAGUUGGUGCGCUUUGCCAAAGGUCAGCAGGAGGAUGCCAGUGGCAUGAAGGAGCUGCAAAUGCUACUCGCAUCGGAAGCACUACGCGUGGCCAUUAAGUACUUGGAUUUGGUUAACGAUGCCGGCAAUCUGGGUCACUAUGAGUUAAAGCUGCUGGAUUUGAAGCGAUUCGUGCACUUGGACUCAGCGGCUGUUGCUGCAUUGAACAUAAUACCGAAGCCGGGCAUUCAUCCAACAUCCCCCUCGUAUCGCUGGCAGAGCAUUCUGGGCGUUCUCGAUCAUUGUUGCACGGCCCAAGGACAUCGCUUGAUGUCACAAUGGGUCAAGCAGCCUUUGCGCAGUCAAGAAAUACUGAAUGAUCGCCACAAUAUAGUCGGCUGUCUGUUGGAAUCGCCCGACACUCUAGAUACUCUGCAUUUGGACUACAUGAAGCGCAUUCCAGACAUCCUGAUGCUUACAAAGCGACUAAUGCGUCGCAAGGCCACUCUGCAGGAUCUAUUUCGCAUAUAUCAGGUUAUGCUGCGCACACCCCAAAUACUUAAGGUUUUGCUCAGCCUGGAGAACUCAACCGUACAAAGCGUUAUAUGUGAUCCCUUUAAAAGCAACCUCGAGGAUUUGAGCGGUCUUAAGCAAAUGGUGGAGCAAGUAGUCGACUUUGAUGCCAUUGAGACGGGCGAAUAUUUGGUCAAAGCCUCUUUCGAUGACCAGCUCAAGGAGCUUAAGGCCAACAUGUCUGAUUUGUAUGAAAAAAUGGAACGCCUGCAGUCCAAGUGCCAAAAGGAGCUCAACUUCGAUAGCAAACAGCAAGUUAAGUUGGAAAACGUUGCCAAAUUGGGAUAUCAUUUUCGCAUCACCCUCAAGGAUGAUUCUGUGCUGCGUAAAAAUAAAAACUACCGUAUUGUGGAUGUCAUUAAAGGCGGCGUUCGUUUCACAUCCGAUAAACUGCAGGGCUAUGCUGAUGAUUUUGUCAAAUAUCGCCAGCAGUAUGAGGAGCAACAGCAGUCCAUUGUCGCGGAAAUUAUUCAAGUGGCUGUGGGCUAUUCGGCCCCACUAACCUCCCUCAACAACGAGCUCGCCCAGCUGGAUUGUUUAUGCAGCUUUGCGGUCGCAGCACGUUCGGCACCCACUCCCUAUGUACGUCCUACGCUAUUGCCCCCCGGCAGUGGAAAGCUGCUGUUGAAAGAUGUGCGCCAUCCAUGCCUUGAACUGCAGGAACAUGUGGACUUUAUAGCCAACAGUGUCGACUUCGAGAAGGACAAAUGCAACAUGUAUAUUAUAACCGGCCCCAAUAUGGGUGGCAAGAGCACUUACAUACGUUCGGUGGGCACUGCUGUGCUGAUGGCUCAUGUUGGCGCUUUUGUGCCCUGCACCGAGGCUACCAUCAGCAUGGUCGACUCAAUUUUGGGUCGUGUGGGCGCCAGUGAUAACAUUAUUAAGGGUCUGAGUACGUUCAUGGUGGAGAUGAUUGAAACUUCGGGCAUCAUAAGGACGGCCACGGAUCAAUCUUUGGUCAUCAUUGAUGAGUUGGGACGCGGCACCUCCACAUAUGAGGGUUGUGGCAUCGCUUGGUCAAUUGCCGAGCAUCUGGCUAAGGAAACCAAAUGCUUCACGCUCUUCGCCACACAUUUCCAUGAGAUAACAGAGCUGGCCGAGUCCCUGUCAACGGUCAAAAACAGUCACAUGGCUGCUGUCGCAGAUGACAAAAAUUUCACGCUUUUAUAUCAAGUACGUCCGGGCGUAAUGGAGAAGAGUUUCGGCAUACAAGUUGCGCGCUUGGCCAACUUUCCCGAGCAUGUGGUCCAGCACGCAGAAAUGGUGUAUAAUGAGUUCGAGGACGAACAUGCCGAUAAGCAAAAUGAAGCCGAUAAAGCACUGCUGGCCAAGAUUGAAGUGGCCAUCGAACAGCUAUCCACUGCGGGCAACAAUACGGAGAUUAAUACGGAGGAUCUCACCCAGCUGGUCACACAAUUCGCACAGGAUAUCAAACAAUUGGAUAGCGAUUAUUUCAAAGCAGUGAUAAGCACAGGAAAAGCUAAAUAGUGUUGUGCUUAAAAUGUGCGCAUCUCAGAGAGGAUGAAUCAAAAGGCUUAGUUUUUAUAGUGAGGCUUAAAGAAACUGGGUUUCCUAAACUAUCCAAUCUCAUUCUGAAACUUGACAUAAAAAAACGAAGCGGCACUUAUCAUGGAGCUUACCAUUAGAGUACCUUCAAUUCACCACGCAUCACAUAAAAUAAUUUAUUUUUGAACCAUUUUUAUAAGAAUCCAUACAACACAUUUUUUUUUUGUCCCAAGAAUCCGAAUUUUUAAUUUGUGGCUUGUAACAUAAGCCUCCAAAAACAUUCCUGUUGGAAUUAUUACAAAAAGUGGAAAGAUAUUAAUAUUUAUUUUAAGAAACAAUAUAAAAUUAAGAUGUUUUUG